Molecule: messenger RNA, 2909 nt
Organism: Sesamum indicum (sesame)
Lineage: Eukaryota; Viridiplantae; Streptophyta; Magnoliopsida; Lamiales; Pedaliaceae
Product: glycine--tRNA ligase, mitochondrial 1
Biological process (GO): mitochondrial glycyl-tRNA aminoacylation
Cellular component (GO): mitochondrion; cytoplasm
Molecular function (GO): glycine-tRNA ligase activity; ATP binding
Source: RefSeq, a predicted model, not a curated record
UUCUACCUAAAAAUAACUCGCAUCCGUAUAAAUGACAAAAAUAGUCUUAAAGGGCAUAAAUGGCUUUUACCAAGGAUUUUUUGCAUUGGACCCGACCCGGACCAAUUAUAGACGCGUAGCUUGAAUCCGAUCCAACUGAAGUUUACCGGGCCACCCAUUUACCACCCGUAUGAAUCCGAUGCCCAUGGAAUCGAGCCACCGUAGCCGAGCCGGGUAAAACCCUGAAAGAGAAAAUCAGAAAACAAACGAAAACGAAAAGACGAAAGAAGAGAAGGUAUGCAAAAAUUUGAACUUGAAGGAGUUGAAUUGGUAGGCCACGUUUGGAGUCAAAUUGUUGCAUCACUCACCAACUGUUUGAUGCAAAGCCAGAGAUAAACUGAAACAACAUUGUAUAAAUUGUAAUUGCAAAGGGUUGCCGGAAGAGGGGGAGGAAAGCCUGAUUAUGUGAUAAAAUAAGAAGUAAAUGGUAAAGAAAUGGGAGUCUUGAAGAGGAGAGCAUUCUCUAUAUGGCAGCCAUUUCGUCGGAGCUGCACUGCGCUUUUCACCACGAAACCUCAGUCAACUGUUUCUUCACUGCGAGCCCCUUGCUCAGUAACAGAAUCCCAGAAGAAGGAGGCAUUCCGACAAGCUGUCCUUAACACCCUUGAGCGCCGUCUCUUUUACAUCCCUUCCUACAAAAUCUAUGGUGGCAUUGCUGGACUUUACGACUAUGGGCCUCCUGGUUGCGCCAUAAAAGCCAACGUCCUUGCUUUCUGGCGUCAGCAUUUUGUCCUCGAAGAAAACAUGUUAGAAGUUGAUUGUCCCUGUGUUACACCAGAAAUUGUCCUGAAGGCAUCGGGCCAUGUUGAUAAGUUCACUGACCUUAUGGUUAAUGAUGAAAAGAGUGGAACUUGUUACCGAGCAGAUCACUUACUCAAGGAUUAUUGCACAGACAAGCUUCAGAAAGACCCUAACCUUAGUGCAGAGAAGGCAGCUAAUCUGAGACAUGUUCUUGCUGUUCUGGAUGACCUAUCUGUAGAGGAGGUUGCUGCCAAGAUCAAGGAAUAUGGCAUUACUGCUCCAGAUACAAAGAACAAUCUCUCCAAUCCGUAUCCUUUCAAUCUAAUGUUUCAGACAUCAAUUGGGCCAUCUGGAUCAAGCCCCGGGUACAUGCGUCCUGAGACUGCUCAAGGCAUUUUUGUGAAUUUUAAGGAGUUAUAUUACUAUAAUGGCAACAAGCUUCCUUUUGCAGCUGCACAGAUUGGCCAAGCUUUCCGGAAUGAGAUAUCUCCACGGCAAGGUCUUUUAAGGGUCCGUGAAUUUACGCUAGCUGAGAUUGAACAUUUUUUGGAUCCUGAGGACAAGUCACACCCUAAAUUUUCUGAAAUUUCAAAUUUGGAAAUUUUCAUGUUCCCAAGGGAAGACCAGGUGUCUGGACGAUCAGCAAGGAUCAUAACUAUUGGCCAAGCAGUUUCUCAGGGGAUUGUCAAUAACGAAUCACUUGGUUAUUUCAUUGGGAGAGUAUACUUGUUUUUAACCCAUCUUGGGAUUCAUAAAGACCGUCUACGUUUCCGCCAACAUCUAGCAAAUGAGAUGGCACACUAUGCUGCAGACUGUUGGGAUGCUGAAAUUGAAUGCUCUUAUGGUUGGAUUGAGUGUGUUGGUAUUGCCGAUAGAUCAGCAUAUGAUUUGCGAGCUCAUGCGGAUAAAAGUGGUAUGCCCCUGGUGGCAUAUGAGAAGUAUCCAGAACCUAGAGAAGUGGAGAAACUUGUAAUAGUCCCAUCUAAGAAACAGCUGGGUCUUGCUUUCAAGGGCAACCAGAAGAUGGUGGCUGAAGCAUUGGAGGCUAUGGGGGAAAAGGAAGCUAUGGAGUUGAAAGCAACUUUGGAAGCUGAGGGAGAGGCAAAGUUCCGCAUUUGCACUAUUGACAAAGAAGUGAUCAUAAAGAAAGAUAUGUUAUCGAUCUCCAAAGAGAAGAAAAAGGAACAUCAAAGGCUUUUCACACCGUCAGUAAUUGAACCAUCAUUUGGCAUUGGAAGGAUAAUAUACUGUCUCUAUGAACAUUCAUUUUAUACAAGGGCUAGUAAAGAUGGAGAUGAACAAUUGAACAUCUUCCGUUUCCCUCCACUGGUAGCUCCAAUAAAGUGUACAGUAUUUCCUCUUGUUCAGAAUCAACAAUACAAGGAAGUUGCCAAAAGGAUUGCCAAGUCAUUAACCACUGUUGGGAUUUCCCACAAGAUUGACAUAACAGGUACCUCAAUAGGAAAGAGAUAUGCAAGAACUGAUGAACUCGGAGUUCCUUUUGCCAUUACAGUUGAUUCUGCAUCCUCAGUUACUCUCCGAGAAAGAGAUAGCAAGCAGCAAAUUCGUGUUAAUGUGGAUGAGGUGGCAUCUGUGAUUAAAGAGUUAACUGAUGGUGUGAGCAAAUGGCCCAACAUAUUGUUGAGAUACCCUAUUCAUUCAUCUCGACCAGCAGUAACUGGAGUUUAGAUUGGCUUACCACACAAUUCCUGUCAAACGACGUCAUUUUGAGCCUCUUUUAUGUAUUGAAUAGCAGCAGCCUGACAAGAAUGCCGCGCCUUCUUUGUGAAGAUUUCCUCUAUAAUAUAAUUUCUGUUAAACUAUUAAGUUACUUGGGUUCCUUGUUGAGUACACUACUUCUCUUGUGGCAAUUCCACAGAACUCUGCCAUUGAGGUAGCUAAUGACAACUGCCUACUGAAGAUAGUGAUGACGUCAGAUGAACUCUUGGAAUCACAAUCCUCUCUGAACUAAGAAGAGUAUGUAUUCUUUCUGACACAAUUUGAAUUUUACUGCAAUUUUCAGACCAUUUUGAAAUAUUUCUAAGGAUGCGCUCAACAAGCCGAGCAAAUGCUGAAUUGUUCGAAUCUUAUCUUGGUUAGUAAUGUCUCCUUGAAGUGUCUUUCUUUCC